Messenger RNA from Mesorhabditis spiculigera, 756 nucleotides. NCBI's taxonomy places the organism in Eukaryota, Metazoa, Nematoda, Chromadorea, Rhabditida, Rhabditidae. The record is from the annotation of a GenBank genome assembly.
AUGCUCGAAAAGAUGACAAAGUGCGCCUUCAAAACGGAUAUAACUCGCGGGAUAUUGCUGGAAAUUGGGCACUGCAUGCGAGAAGUCGUCAAUGUUGCCGAAGAAGAGACAGAUGACCCGGAAAAAUCCGCAUCAAAUGAGGAAGAUCAAGACAAACAAAAAGCGGCUAUUGAGGCAGAGAAGAAGGAGCUCAACUUUCUGUGGCGCCACUGGGGCCAAGAAGAGAAAAUUGAAGGCCUGAAAAAGGAGGCGCAGGCCAUUGAGAAACUGACGAAGCAGGGGAAGAUGAUGGCUGAUAAAAAUAAGAAAGACGAUUCCCCUGAUUCCGAGGGUGAUUCGAACGAAAAAAAAGAAAAUGGGAACAAACCACCAGAGAAGGAGGAAGACGCGUUCGUCGAAGAUUUCCAGCCUCAAGAGCAGGACAACGGUCCGCCGGCAGACAAUGAUUUGGCUAAGGACGAGAAUAUUGAUCGGAAAAUGGUUCGAGAGGUAAACGGCACGGCCUCUGUGAACACGCCGAUUCAGCAGAAGCAUCGAGAAGAAGCGGAAGAACCACAAAAUCCAAAACCUAAAGAUUCAGAGCGGAGAAUAACGCAGUCGGUUCGACAGCCCACUUCGGCAACGAUCCGGAAAACCGGGCCACCGGCGCGAGCACCUCCUCGGCCUCCAAAAAAGGAGCAACGGCAGCAAGAAGACAGCAGUCCGACUUCCAGCGAAGAGGAAAUUGACGAACAAACCGAUUAUUGGUUCCGGCAA